Molecule: messenger RNA, 1318 nt
Organism: Mollisia scopiformis
Lineage: Eukaryota; Fungi; Ascomycota; Leotiomycetes; Helotiales; Mollisiaceae
Exons: 2
Coding region: 53-1048 (331 amino acids)
Source: RefSeq, a predicted model, not a curated record
UGCACCCAAUCUGUUUUCAAGGAUCUUCAUUGGCAGUUUGGGCUGUUCGAGAAUGUCCGAUGCCAGAACUAGACACGAAAAUGCAAGAGCAGAAGGGGAGUCGACUUCGCAAGCCAACUGCGAAAAUGUCGGCGUCCUCAAUCAUCAUCCUUUGACACACAUCACCAAUUUGUAUGGGAAUUAUGUCGCAAAUAAUCCUCCAGCUGCAAGCACAUCUCGACUUAUUAGUUCUUCACGCGAACGAUCACAAUCGCGAGACAAUGGAAGCACGAUACCAUCGAAUAAUGAGCGUGCUAUACCUCUCGAGGAGUUCAAUACUUCACAUUCACCCAUCCGCGCUGCGGAUAAGUCACUUGAAGAUAGAUGGAGAGUAAGAGAUCUACCUUGGUCAUGGAGACGACACCCGAAGUUUUGUAUCGCUACCGGACUUUUUGUUCUCGUUAUUGUCGGUGCUGUUUUGAUUGUUUUACACUUUACAGUAUGGGACAAGCAUUCCAGUCUGUCUACAGUAUCUGAAACAGCAAGCCAUACUCUACCUACAAGCACUAGCAGCUUUAUCUCAACUCAGCCGAAGUCACAAGCAAAUACUUCUCUGAACUCCUCUGCCACUGUAUCGAAGUCUUCGAUGUCCCUUCAGGAGCUGGACAACACGGCAACGGACUCCGCUUCCACUCUGUCCUCGAGCCUUACAAAGACGAAUUCACUGAUCACAACUGAAGGAUCUUCAACUACCAAGUCUGCAGCCUUGUCGAGUACUUGCACACCCAAUUGUCUCAGCCCUUCCACGACAUCUUCCACGAUACCCUCUACCACAACCCACAUACCUAUCACCUUUGUUCCGAGUACCACAUCCACCAAGACAUCGAACUCACAAGUGAGGUGCACAGUAGACUCCGAUUGUCCGAGUCCUUCAGCGUGCGAAUACUCAGCCUCGACGUGCUUCAUCUGUACAUAUGCUACAUCUGGAGCGCCUUGCAACACAGCCUCGGGUUGUUGCGAUCCUUUCUCGUGCAUAGGGGGGACUUGCAUCUCUAUUUCUUCGUCUUGACGCUGUUUUGCUUAGAAGCAUCUAGAGCAUCAGGGUGAAUAGAGGGUAGAUUAGGGGAUUUAUACACACUAGACUUGUACUAUUAUGGAGCGUAUCGGCGUUGAGUAUGGGAGGUAUGAAGUGACGGUACAAAUCACUGUGCAGCGGGCCUUUAUGUAUCAUUUCGCAUUAACACUAGUCUUUGAGGUCAUUUCUGUUUAGUCUUUGCCAUGCUGUUUUUAUUCAGAGCGGGGAUGCUUUCACCACCAGGUCGUACGCAUAUCUGAAACC